Molecule: messenger RNA, 3534 nt
Organism: Heterostelium album PN500
Lineage: Eukaryota; Evosea; Eumycetozoa; Acytosteliales; Acytosteliaceae
Exons: 9
Coding region: 1-3534 (1177 amino acids)
Biological process (GO): phosphatidylinositol dephosphorylation
Cellular component (GO): endoplasmic reticulum
Molecular function (GO): phosphatidylinositol-4-phosphate phosphatase activity
Source: RefSeq, a predicted model, not a curated record
AUGAGUUUUAUAAAUAUCUCAUCGCCUUUGACACCACCACAAACUAGACCUGAUUCACCAGUUGUAAAGAUUGGCCAAAGAAGUAAUUCUUAUAUAAAUAAUAAUAACAACAACAACAACAGUAAUCAGAGUAAUAAUAAUAAUAAUACUACAACCACAAAUACGAAUAGCAACAAUAAUCAAAAUAGUAAUAUUAAUGAAAAUGUUAUUAAAUUAGUUGAUUUAGAUGAACCGAUUGUAGUUUGUAGAAAUAACUAUAAUAAUGUUGUUGUUUUUGGUGGUGGUGGUAUUAGUAGUGAAGAUAGUAUAACAGAGAGUAGUAAUAGUAAUAGUACAAUCGGAAAUAGUAGUGGUGGAGGUGGAAGUAAUCAGAGUUCACUUAGUUCUUUUACCAAUACGACAUCAACAAGUGGUGGUAGUGGUGAAAACAGUAGAAAUGAUAUAAUAAAGAAUUUGAACGACAAUGAAGACGAUGAAGUUCAGAGAUACACCACCGCAGCCGACUCGAUCGUAUUUCAAUAUCUUUGUAAUACUACGAUAGUUGAAGAUUAUGCAUAUAAUGAUAAUAACAAUCAUAAUAACAAUCAUAACAACAACAACAAAAAUUCCAAUAAGCAUAAUAAAGAAGAUGAAUUAGAAACAAAAACAACAACUGUUAUUAAUAACAAUUCACAACUAUCUUCAUCAUUCACUUUGGACGAACCAAUUUAUAAUUUUUUGCAAAUGUCCGAAAUUUCAUCUUCACCCAAUUCAUCACCUAACCAAUCACAAACCAGAGCAGAAAGAACACAAUCCACUGUUGAUAUUAUACCUAAUUAUCAUGAACUACAUCAAGAAAUGACUGUUGUAUUAUAUAAAGAUAAAAUUAUAUGUAGACCGAUAAUUAGUAGUAAUAAUAAUAACUCAACCCCAACUUCAACAACCUCAACAGGUUCAUCAACAUCACCACCAAGUUCACCGAUAUUAUCAUCAUCACCAUCACCAUUAUCAUCACCACCACCUUCACAGCUAUCAAAUAAUAAUAAUAAUAAUAAUAAUGCAGAAUGUUUAGUUAUCGAUAGACAAACAUGUUCUUUGUCACUUCAGAGUUUCAGUAGUAUUCAAUGUGGUAGUGCAGCGGAAUUACCGAUGCUGAGCAAUGUCCUGGGAAAUGGUGGUAGUGGAAGUUUUAGUAUGACUGGCAGUGGAAGUUCGAUUGCAACACAGACAUCAUCGUUGUUGGCAGGUAAUAAUAGUUUUACUGCAUACGGUAUCGUUGGUAUUCUCAAUCUACUGAGUGGUCCUCACUUGGUGUUGAUCACCUCGCGUACUCUGAGAGGCAGCCUAAAAGGCAAACAGAUCUACGAGAUCGAUGCCAUUCAAUUCGUGCCGAUCAACAACUCUGUCGAGCUCGGUGAACAUGACAAACGUCUGGAAUCAACCUACAAGCGCUCACUCAACAAUCUUCUGCGAUCCGACUUUUAUUUCGCAUACGAUAUGGAUAUUUCAAAUUCUGCACAAAGAAACUCUGUUAUGAAUCAAUAUGAACCAAUCAAUCAUUUAUAUCAAUUGUUUGAAGAUAGAUUCUAUUGGAAUAAAUCAAUUCAACAACCAUUGAUUGAAAAAGAAUUGACUAAUUGGAUUUUACCAAUUAUUAGAGGAUGUAUGUUGAAAUUACACCAACAAAAACAACAAAACAAUAAAAGAAGUAAGUUUAGAGCAGGUACAAGAUACAAUACAAGAGGUUCCGAUUUAAAUGGAAAUGUUGCCAAUUACGUAGAGACCGAACAAGUAUUACAAGUACUAUCACCAAAUAAUCCAAAGUCAUUUUCAUUCGUGCAGACAAGAGGUUCAAUUCCAUUGGUUUGGGAACAAAAUGGUAGAAGAAUUAAACCUGUAAUAAGGAUAAAUCCAGAUCAAUCAUUAAAUUUAUCAACAUUCAAAUCACAUUUUAAAGAACAAAUAUCAUUAUAUGGUCCUCAAACACUUGUAACACUUUUAGAUCAAAAAGGAUCAGAGUCAUUUUUAGGUGAUUCAUAUCAACAAACCUUACAGAUUUGCGAAGAUUAUCAAAGUGAUAUUGAAUACAUUGCAUUCGAUUUCCAUCAUUUCUGUCAGGGUAAUAGAUUUGAAAGAGUUGAUAUUUUGAUUGAUAAUUUAGAAGAGAAAAUCAAAUCGAUUGGAUAUCUCGAGAAAGACUUGACUGGAUACAAAUCCUAUCAAAAUGGUACUGUUAGAACCAAUUGUCUAGAUUGUUUAGAUCGUACAAAUUUAGUUCAAUCAAUGAUUGGUUUGAAAAUACUUGAAAAACAAAUUGCAUCGGUUGGAUAUGAUCUUAAUAGCAAGGAUUCAAUGUCAUUGUUGAAACAGGUCAAGUUGGCAUGGGCAAACAAUGGUGAUGCUAUCAGUCAGCAAUACGCUGGAACCAGUGCGUUGAAAGGUGAUUUCACCAGAACUGGAAAGAGAAAUACUAAGGGUGUGUUUAGAGAUGGUGUUAAUUCACUCUCUCGUUACUACAUCAACACUUUUCUCGAUAAGCUCAGACAGAUUUCCAUUGAUUUAUUUUUAGGAAAUAUCACCGUUGAAACAAACCGAACCAACAUCAUAGAGAACCAAACUGAAUCAGAUUGGGGUGAAUCAAGAAUGAAUGCAAUUAGCAAUUGUGUUGAUCACUUUUUAAUGUGUGAAAAAGAUGAUCAACAUGGAUUUGUUAAUGCCUGGAUUGUUAUUAGUAUAAACAAGAGAAAUCAAGAACAAGAAAGAAUUUUAUUAUUGACACCUACACAUUUAGUGAGAUGCAAAUACAAUUUCAAUGACAAUAGAAUAGUACACUAUAAGAAGUAUGCUGUUAAUGCCACUAGAAGAAUACAGAAGGGUUCGAUUUUGACUGAAGGAGGAAAGAAAGCAUCUUAUGGUAUGAGAAUCUACUAUGAGAAUUCAAAGUCAUCAGCCAAGAAAUCAAAGGAAAGAGAAAGAGCAGAAAGAGAAAAAGAAAAAGAAAAUAAUAAUAUCAAUACAUAUAUAACAAAUUCAACAACAUCAACACCAAUUUCCAUUCAUUCAAAUUUUAGUUCAUCUUCACCUGAUAUAGGUGUUCAUCUUGAUAGCAAUAAUAAUAAUAACAACAAUAAUAGUAAUAGUCAUACACAAUUAAAUGCAUCAGAGAUAAAAGAUUAUAUAUAUCAAACAUUUAUUGUACCAAUUCCACAAGGAGAAACUAUAGAGUUCUCUAAAGAUCUAAUCAGUGAGAUGGCAGAGACAAUCAAGGAUACCGUCUUUACAGGAUCGCUAGCCAACACUCACACAGUCAAUUCGAGUGCUUUCAUUGUCGAGCAGGAUUUCAAGAGGAAAUCAACUACUUUUGGUGCUGCAUACAACGGUUUGAAACUUGGAUUCUACUCGAAAUCACCGACUGUCGGAAGCAAAGGUUCUCUCAGUCAAGUGGUUACCAAGCGAAGAAGUAACAGCUUCGACUUGUCUUCUCUUCGACAGGAAUUGGAUUCCAAUGCUUGGGAUUUCGAUGCAACUCUUAACGAUAAACCAUUAAGGAAAUAA